Messenger RNA from Penicillium atrosanguineum, 582 nucleotides. RefSeq lists its product as uncharacterized. The record is from RefSeq and is a predicted model, not a curated record. The transcript has 2 exons. NCBI's taxonomy places the organism in Eukaryota, Fungi, Ascomycota, Eurotiomycetes, Eurotiales, Aspergillaceae. The coding region runs from base 1 to 582 and encodes 193 amino acids.
AUGCUAAGCAAAUUAGGCCGCAUGAUCGUCCCAGACACCGAGACAUUCCGAUCCAACACGCAGGGCACGUACAACAUCAUCGAGGCAUCCUGCAAACUAGGCAUCCCCAAUAUCGUCAUCGCAAGCAACACAGCCGUCUACAGCGUCUCCUUCGCCCAAGGUGACGCAGACUACACCUCUUUCCCCAUUGAAGAAGACCAACAUAUCUACACCCUGCGCAUUGGCCAGUACAAUGUGGAUGUUUUCUAUAGUUACGUGCCCGAGCCGGGGCUGUGGAAGGUGCAUGGAUGGUCGUAUACGGACUCGCGUGAUCUGGGUGGGAUGUGUGAGGCGCCGAUUCAGACAUUGGGGUUGGGGUGCCAGGUGUUUAAUGCGACGAGUGAUACGAUCACGAAUUGUAGGAAGACGGAGACGUUCCUGCGGGAGAAGUAUCCCAAUACGCCGAUUACGCGGGAGAUGGGCGAGUUUGAGGCGCCGUUGUCGAAUGCCAAGGUCCAGCGGAGGCUUGGGUUUCCGGGAGAAACAUCCAAGAAGUAUUUCCGGCCAUGGGAUGCGACGGGUAAAAAUCAGAAAGUCAAUUAG